AUGUUCCACUGCAACGGCGACGAGUUGCCGCCGUCCCGGCCCGCAGCCGUCGAGACCCGAGCCGUGUGGGAGAGGCACGCACCAGCAUCUGAGCCGAUCGCAAACUCGCUGCUCGCCUCGCUGCUCCUGGAGGACCUCGUGCCCGAAGGUGGCAUCCUCGAUGUCGGCGCCUUCGACGGCGUUUUUGCCAACUUUUACGCGGAAUUGAUGCCCCACCGCACGAUUUACGCCAUCGACCCUUCCAUGGAGAACAUCAAGAAGAUGCGGCUGCCCAAGCAGGCUCGCUCGUUGCCGCAGCAGUCGAGCUCCACAGCAGGCCGAAGCGGUUGCCCGCCCGCUCCUCAGGCCCGCAACCUCUGCUCGCUGUGGGGCGCGGUGGGCGAGGCGGACGAGGCGGCACAGGUGAAUCUUACAGACGCGGAGGCGAAUGGGUCGCAGCCGGUGAGGGACCGAGGGCAUCUUGACCUCGAGGGGCACGAGCUACCGACCCUCAGCGGGGCCCGCCAGCUGCUGCAGAGAGACAAGCCGCUGCUCUCGUACGAGGUGGCGGAGAUCGCAGGCAUGACCGCCGACGUGCGCAACGUGCUCGCCGUGCCGGCCUCGCGCCUGCGCGCCUUCACCAGCUCCCCCGCCCUCACCGCCGCUUACCUUGGCAACACCGCGCUUGCAAAGUCCACUCUCAGCCAGCUGCCCCCCUCGGACGCUCAGGCCCUCCUCCCGGUCCACAAGUGGAUCGGGUCGGUAGUCGCGCAGGGCGGGGCCGAUCUGACCUUCUUCACGCGCCGGCGCUGGUACGACCAGGGCUGGAAACCGCAGCUGAGAGACCGCAGGGAGAGGACGAACCACGUCUGGCAAAUAAGACGCCCGCUCAACAUGUCGGGCAUGACGAACGACCAGGACGUGCCGCGCGCUUUCGAUGUGGAGGCGGAAACAACGACCGGGUCCGCGUUUACCCGUGCCGUCCGGGAGUCGAAACCCCGCAAGGUCAAGUCGAGUUAA
Molecule: messenger RNA, 999 nt
Organism: Emiliania huxleyi CCMP1516
Lineage: Eukaryota; Haptophyta; Isochrysidales; Noelaerhabdaceae
Exons: 5
Coding region: 1-999 (332 amino acids)
Source: RefSeq, a predicted model, not a curated record